Molecule: messenger RNA, 1417 nt
Organism: Arabidopsis lyrata subsp. lyrata
Lineage: Eukaryota; Viridiplantae; Streptophyta; Magnoliopsida; Brassicales; Brassicaceae
Exons: 3
Coding region: 184-915 (243 amino acids)
Source: RefSeq, a predicted model, not a curated record
CUUAGUUUAGCUAAACCAAGCCAACGAAACCCAUUUAAACUUCGUCCAAACUCUCAGCCCUAGCUAUAAAAACAAACUUGUCAACGGAGCGUCCCUAUUCUGCAGUCACAGAUCUAAACCCUUUUGUCACCAAAAAUAUAGCCUCUACUUCUCUCUUACCUCUGUUAGAUCUGAGAGAUAAUAAUGGCCUUAGUUACCAAACCCUCCUCUUCUUCUGCUCCUCUCAAUGAGAAUAAGCCAUGGAAGAUCAAAGUGAAGCUAAUGAGGAUAUGGAAGGAGGGAUUGAGGAAAAGAGCCGCAAACUCGAUCGAUAUGGUUUUACUCGAAUCAUCGGAAUCAUCAAGAAUUCACAUAACAAUGGAUAAAGCUUUCUCUGAAUGGAUUAAGGAUAUUAAUGAUGAAAAGAUCAAUGAUGGAGAUGAUCACGCUGAUAUUGAUAUCCCUGAAAAUGCGUCGUCAAUUGAGUGCCAUGAUCCUAUGGAAGAAAUAGUGAGCCAAGUUUAUGGAGACUCUUUUCGUGAACAGUCCUCCUACUAUUCCUAUUGCCGCGACACGGUUAUUUUGUGUCAUACUCAAUCUGAUGUGGAUCUGAUUAAUGACUAUAUGCUUUCACAAUUACCAGGUGAAGAUAUAUUAUCUCACAGCGAUGACUAUCUUGUUCCGAGCCUUAAGGAUAACUCAAGGCCAGGCCAUUACAUGUUAUUACCUCCAUGUAUUUUUGGUAGCAUCACAGCCCCCGGAGUGCCUAAACAGAUUUUGAGACUCAAGGUUGGUGCUCCCGUCAUGUUACUUGCUGACGUUGAUCCUAGCCGUGGGUUAUGUACUGGGACUAGACUUCAAAUUGUUCAGUUUGGUGAUACUAUGCUUGAGGCUAGAUUUGCAACAACACAACCUGGUCAUCCUCCCCGAACUUGAGUUGAUCCCUAAGAUACACAUGUUCUCUGGGAAAGAUUUUGUUACCCCAAUGCGGCGUACCCAGUAUCCUUUCACACUUGCAUUCGCCAUGACUGUAGAUCAGAUUCGAGGCCAAGCAUUUUCCAAAGUUGGUCUAUAUCUACCAAAACAAGUACUGUCCCCUCCUGGACAAAGGUUUCUUGCCAUAUCCAAAGUUAAGGCCACAACUGGUUUGACCCAAGUUCUUAUCACAGAAGAAGUUGAGAAAUCCCAGGUAGAAGCCGAAAAUGCUGUCUUGAAGAAGUUGUUUUGAAACGUUUAGACUACAGGUCUUGUUUCAGACUAUCUAUAACGUUCCCUAUUUAUGGUUUGUUUUUUCUUUUUCUUCAAAACAGCAUAAUUAAGACUUUGGUUUUAUCAACAAUGUCACACCGUAUGGCUUGUUCCCAGUUAGGUCACACCAUGGCUUGUCUCUUUUUCUUCAAAUCAUUAAUGACACAACUUUCCUAGUAAUUGGUGCUUA